Messenger RNA from Exaiptasia diaphana, 984 nucleotides. Its product is annotated as SCL-interrupting locus protein homolog. Bases 130 to 984 code for a protein of 284 amino acids. Gene Ontology annotation, biological process: centrosome duplication; smoothened signaling pathway; protein localization to centrosome. The record is from RefSeq and is a predicted model, not a curated record. Lineage: Eukaryota; Metazoa; Cnidaria; Anthozoa; Actiniaria; Aiptasiidae. The transcript has 11 exons. Gene Ontology annotation, cellular component: centrosome; centriole.
GCGGCAAAUUUGUUUGCGUUAUUGAAGUCUGUCUUGAAAACGAAGAAAAAUUGUUGGUUUAAAAUGUGACAUUGUGGAAUGCUUCACACAACUGGAUAUAAUAUUUAGCUGACAAAGUAAAAUAAAGUCAUGUCUUGCAUGCAAGCACAACAACCAAGGCCUUCGUCUUCAUAUUUUCCAAAUAAACAAGAAACUGAGAAGACCUCAAAACAUAACACAAGAGAAUCAAAUGAUGCAGCUGUGGUGCAGCCUUUUCACUUCCCUCCAACAAAACAAGUUUGGUGGGACAGAAAAGCUCAAGGGAGCCCUGAAAUACUUCAUCUUACAUCUAAAAGGAAUUUAAGAGUACAAUUAAAUGAAAAGACACUGAGACUUGGAAUAAAACAUCUCAACAAGUCAUCUAUCCCUUCAUACGACUGCUUUUUCAUCGGCUCUUUAUUCAUUGAUUCAAGAGAAGAUGCAGUAGAAAUAAAUAUUGAUAGAUUUGAUCCAGGACGAGAAUUUACAGAUAAAGGUGGAUUCAAAACAAAAGUACCAACUACAGUGGUACCAGGUGACCAGGUCAUACCACUUAAACUUGUAAAGGGACUGAUGGGAGCUCAACAAACAGCAACACACUCAAAGCAAGAUUUCCAAAAAACAUUCGAACUACUACACAGUAGGUUCUCAGGACAAGAACAAUUAAGCUUGUCUAACUUUAUCAGUACUAAGGCAUGUUGCUAUGCUCACACAGAAGCUGAGGAACUGAUACUAAAUAUACAAGUUGGUGCUGUUACCAUGGCAACAAGUAUCUUAGCAACGCCUGUCAGUCCUGUUCCUAUUAUUCCCACAGCACUAGCUAGGAAUUUAACAGGUCCUUUAAGGCUGAGUGAUGUCCAAGGAGUUCCUAAAUGYGGGUUUCUUACCAUGGAUCAUACAAGGAAGCUCUUAUUGUUGCUUGAAUCAGAUCCCAAGGCUUACUCACUACCUUUGGUAGGAGUGUAA